Messenger RNA from Phascolarctos cinereus (koala), 995 nucleotides. RefSeq names its product translocator protein 2 (gene TSPO2). Lineage: Eukaryota; Metazoa; Chordata; Mammalia; Diprotodontia; Phascolarctidae. Gene Ontology annotation, cellular component: mitochondrial outer membrane. The record is from RefSeq and is a predicted model, not a curated record.
CCCUACCUCCUCACACCCCAUCUUCUCUGCUUCCCCAAACAUGGCUCAUCAGGCAUAGAGUGAAGGAAGUCAACCGACUGAGAUAAGGAAACUGAGGUUGCUCCCAGUGCCUAGCCCAAAGUCACAUGACUAGCUCAGGCCCACUGGACAAUGUGGCCUCAAAGCACCUUCUUCAUGGCCUUUCCCCACGUGGGGCCCAUUGCGGGCUGGUUGUUUGCUCGACAGCACAUGCCCACCUGGUAUGAGACCCUGAAAAAGCCACCCUGGUGGCCACCCAACAAGCUCUUCUUAAUUGUAUGGACCACCAUCUACUCCACCAUGGGCUACGCCUCCUACCUGGUGUGGAAGGAUCUGGGUGGGGGCUUUGCUCGUCCUCUGGUCCUGCCCCUUGGUCUCUAUAUUACCCAGCUUGUUCUCAACUGGAUCAUACUGCUCCUCUUCUUCGGAGCCCACAACCUUGGUCUGACUCUAUGCCACCUUCUCCUGCUCUAUGGACUGGUGCUGGGCAUGGCAUUGAGCUGGCACUCCAUCAAUGGCCUAGCUGUCCUGCUCCUGCUGCCCUACCUGGCCUGGCUCACACUGACCACUUCACUGGCCUAUCGUCUAUGGAUGGACAACUCCAGUUCAGAGCCACAGCUCUCUUCCCAAGCCCAGCUUCAGUCCAUGGGAGAGAAGAUAGACUGAGACAGGAAAACUGCAGAAAGGAGAAUCUGAGGAGGUCAAAAGGGAGAGAGACAUCAAGAGUUGGGGUUGAGAAAACUAAGGGAAGGGAUUGAGGCAUGAGGGAGGGCAGGGAUAAGGAAUCCCCAAAUGCAGCCUCUGAUCAACAUUCCCAUACCCUUCCUAAUAAGCUGUCCUGAUCCUGAACCUCCUCUCUAAUUCCAAGCUACUCCAUUUCUUCUUUGUCAUCAUUUCCCUAUUAAAACAAAGAGGACUUUAUAUCUGUUUUUAAAAAAGCAUAUUUACAAAUAAAAAUAAAAAUUUUAUUGGUUCUA